Messenger RNA from Aphanomyces invadans, 1818 nucleotides. RefSeq lists its product as hypothetical. The transcript has 7 exons. NCBI's taxonomy places the organism in Eukaryota, Oomycota, Saprolegniomycetes, Saprolegniales, Verrucalvaceae. The record is from RefSeq and is a predicted model, not a curated record. Bases 12 to 1727 code for a protein of 571 amino acids.
CAACGGCAAAAAUGACAUCGCAGGACACGGGAGACUCUCCGGCAAACGUCGCCGCGCUGGAGCGGGUCGUCGCAUUCGUGAAGAAGCAACGACCUCGUGCCCUGACAAAGGAAGAGCGUCUGGAUAUUUUGAUGCUGUACGCACGCAUGGCGCUGGACGGAGAGAAGGACGUGUGCAACCGUGUGGCGAACCUUCUCGGCCGGAAUCGGCAUGUGGUGCAAGCCGUUUGGCGCGACUUUCGCACGACAGAAAGUGUGUGUGUGCGGCAAGUCGCGGGAAAUAGAGUGAACCACCCGACGCGGUUUCCUCGAACUGAGGCUGUGGUGUCGCUCGUGCUGGGCUUUGUCACGAAUCACCGCGGAACUGGCGUCACGAGCACCGAAGUGUUGACGUGUCUCGAGCAGAACAACGUACUUCAAGUCGACAGGGGCAAUACGAAGAAGCUGGCUGCGUCCAUACGCUCGGUUACACGUUUUCUGCACACCAUCGACGGCGUGGUCAAGUCGGCUGACGGACGAAACUGUCAUUUCGUUGAAUCUCCGACAAUGAGCCGUCCGUCACCGCGGCUGCUAGCCGCGACGCCGUCAGCCCCAGUUGGCUCUCACGUGAAGAAGGAAUCGUUGAAUCCGCUGUGGAAGACGUGGGACGCCAGGAGCGUCAAAUCUGGCGCUCAUCACUCCGUGUAUUGGGUCAAGCACAGCUCCGAGUCCAACGAAGACAAGUACGGCCACGUCGAGUUAGGCAAGUCGACGUUUGUCCAGGCCGCCAAGUACACGGGCGACUGGCAAAAUGACAUGAAGUGCGGGUACGGCACACAGCAGUGCGCAAGCGGCAACAAGUACGAAGGCGAGUGGAAAGACGGUCUGCGCCAUGGAAAAGGGAUAUUCUGGGUGAAACGUAAUGGCAAGCUGCGCAAGCAGUACACGGGCGACUGGGCGGUCGACAAACGCGAGGGAUUGGGGGUGUUCUACUACGAAGACGGGGGCAAGUUUGAAGGGUUCUGGGCUGGCAAUGCGCGGCAGGGCAAGGGGCGAAUGACCUACCCGGAUGGAUCGGUGUACGAGGGCCACUGGGUUGACAAUGAGCGCAGCGGGAUGGGCGUGUGGAGCAUGCCCAACGGCAAUCGAUACGAAGGGUACUGGCUCCACGACAAGAAAGAAGGCCCUGGUCGGUUCUACUACAAGUCGACGGGCAAGGUGUACGAGGCUGAGUGGCAAAACGACACAGCCAAGUGCGGGACUUACCAUGACAGCGGUGACACCGAGUGGGACUCGGCUGCCACGACCGAGGCAUUCACGUUGCCUGAGCUCGAGCUGGCCGCACCCGAGAGCGUGCUCAACGACACGAUUCUCCAACUGCGCGAGGCUCGGCUCAAGGAGCAAGUGCGUCGCAACAGUCGAUCGCCGUCAGCGCCUUCGUCCGUUGUGUUCACACUGUCGGAGGCGGUGCAGCGCCGCGUCCAGGAAGAGUUUCACGCGAUCGAUUACCAUCGCAGAGGCGUCAUUCGGUGUGUUGACAUCGUGCAGAUUCUCCAGGACGUUGUUGACCAACACGACGAGACCAACUACCACGUUCGCGUCGAAGCGCUGCUCCACGAGCUCGGGGCGUCCUACGACACCGCCAUCACCCUCCCCGAGUGCAUGGAUAUCGUAGCGUUGCUCAUGGAGCCCGACGAAGAUCAGCCCAAGCAACAUCGCGACGGCUGCGACGAGAAAGCCCACGACUGACGCACCUUGAAUGAAUGAUGGGAGGACCGCGACAGUGAAUCGAGGUGUAGAGUCACCAACGGGCUAACCCAACAGCGUUGUCCCAGUCCCA